CACACACACACACACACCUGGCAGCCUACAGAGAAGUAGGUCGCGCGAGCCUUUUGGGUGGAGCAGCAGCGUCGCGUGCUGCGGAUUCACUCAGUAGGUCGUUAACUAGUGUGCGCGCGAUUCGGUUGCAGAUGCAGGUCGCUGCGUGUAAGCCCGAGCAGGGGGGAAAUGGCGAACAGGCGCGGGCGGCGGCGGCGGUGAGGACACAGUAGACACCGGCGGCCACGGAGACAGCUUGAGGACUGACACAAGACGGACAGGAGCCAUGGAGGACUCGGAGCCCGCAGAGGACGGCUUGCUCGCGGGCUUGCGGUGGAACCGGAGCGCCCGGGACCAGGCUCAGCUCAAACACAAAAUACGGGAUCUGCCGGGGCUGCUGAAGCACGGGCUGCACCUGCGGAAGAAGAGCCAAUCACCUGACACUAUUCCUGGGCCGAGUACGGGACCUAUAGUACACAAGUCUUGCUCCCAGAGUUUUCCAUGCGCUGGUCGCGCUGUGAGGAACGGCUUCCUCUCUCAUGGACCUUACCCUGCUAAAGACAAGAUACACCUGGCCAGAAUCAUAAGGCGUAGCUAUGUGGGCGUGGAGCUGGUGCAGUGGCUGUGCGACCAGUGUGUGUAUGUGCGCUGUCGGACGACCGCUGUGCGUGUCUGGCAGGUUCUGCUGGAGCUGGGAGUCCUGCUGUCGGUCGACCAGCGGGUGGUGUUUUCGGACUCAAACACAUACUACCAGUUCAGCUUUGAGGAGUGCGACUCGGCUUCCUGCGAGUUUCGCUCCAAUGAGUCGGAGUGGUCAGAGGCUGUUAGGCUCCUCCUACAACUCGCCCCAUAUGUUCAGUUUCGCUCUGGAGGUGGAGCUAAUAGCCCGUCAGAGGAGGACUCUGAAGGCAACAGGGACAUCUGCAGUGAGAUUCUGCAGAUGAAGGCUCUCGAGAGGCUCACGUCUACGGUACAAAGUGAAUUGGCGGCUGCUCUCGCCCGAAAGACACGCAAAGCUUUAUCAGAGCAGGACUCUGAGGCAACAGAAACAAGCCGACAGGAGCCUCGCACACCCAGUGAGGAGAGCAGCCCGCUGGGCGGGGUGUGUGCAUUGCGGGACGGCGGCGGCAGAGGAGGAGGAGGAGGAACGGGGACUGGACGCGGCCACGAGGACCUGACCAGUCGGCUGGGACUGGAGGCUGUUCAGCGCCUGGCCAAGGACGGCUGCCGGCUGCUGCAGAACCACAACUACCGGCUGCCUGACAGGAACCAGGCCGAGGCAGUGGGAAGAGUUUGCCUGAAGGAGAGAGGUCGGGACGUGUUGGUGUUGCGAAGAGUGACGUCGUCAGUCACGUCGCCAUCGGACCGUCCCUCACCCACACCCACGUCGGUGGGCGGGUCCAGAGAGGAGGACUGCAACAAGAGGUAUGUGGUGGUGUCGGGGACGCCACUCAAAAUCCUGGAGCACCUCCUCAGCGAUCUGCGGCUGGACGACCAGAGAGGGGUGCCAGAGAGCAGGGAGAGCGAAAUGUUACUGGAUGACUUCCUGUUGACCUACCUGGUGUUCAUGUCCACCAGUGACCUAUGUCAGGCCCUUUUGGGACACUAUAGCAGCACCCGCUGCAGGGGUCAGGAGGAAGUCAAGGACGCCCUCUUCAGGAAACGCAAGGUGCUGCAUCUGGUGUCCCACUGGAGCAGGCUUUACAAGGACUUCCUCAAGGAAGAGGAGCACGUCAGGAGUUUUAUGAAGACGCUGUACAGGUGUGUUUUGGAAGAUUUGUACGAGUUCCCCACACUGGAGAAAGAUCUGAAGGAGUUCCAGAAACUUCUGCGUCGGAGACACACUGUGGAUGACUGCCCUCCAAACCAAAGGAGUAAACAAAUGUAUCAGCAGCUGAGUCUGAAGGAAAACAGUCUGCACCCACGAAGUCCACAGGCAGACACGAGAGAUGUCAUUUGCUGCGUGUACGUGAGCACUGACUCCUACCUGAGUGUCCACACGCACCCGUCACUGGAGGCCCAUGAGAUGCUGAGGAUUGUGGGUGUGAAGACGGACAGAGCGGAAGAGGACAUGGUGCUUGCUGUUGUUACAAACACUGGAGUUGUCUCUGCUGAGCGGAGGAUGUUACAGCCCAGUGACUGUGUGUAUUCAGAGUCCCUGACCCCGCAGGGAAAGCUCGUGGCCUGUCGCAGGGAUCUCACUGAGAUCUUGCCUCCUUUAACGGACAGUGCUGAGCUAAGCAGGAGGCCGGUGCGACUCUUGGGCAUCAACACCUGGGACGUGGCUGCGGCUCUAACACACCUGGACUGGAGCCUCUUCAAAUCCAUCCAUGAGCAGGAGCUGGUGUACUACACACUCAGCCGGGCUCCUGGCAGCGGCCACACACCAGCGCUCUCCGUCCUUCUCCAGCGCUGCAACGAGGUCCAACAGUGGGUCAUGUCCGAGGUGCUCAUGUGCGUCUCCCUAAACAAGAGGGUGCAGCUGCUCAAGAAGUUCAUCAAGAUUGCUGCGCAUUGUAAAGCCCAAAGGAAUCUGAACUCUGCGUUUGCCAUCAUCAUGGGUCUCAACACAGCAGCGGUCAGCCGACUCAACCAAACCUGGGAGAAAUGUCCGGGCAAGUUUAAGAAGCUUUUUACAGAGCUGGAGCUCAUCACGGAUCCGUCUCUGAACCACAAAGCCUACAGGGAAGCCUUCAAGAGGAUGAAACCUCCUAAGAUCCCUUUCAUGCCUCUUUUGCUGAAAGAUAUCACCUUUAUCCACGAGGGAAAUAAGACCUUCCAUGACAACCUGGUCAACUUUGAGAAGCUGCACAUGAUCGCAGACACGGUGAGAAUGAUCCGGCACUGCCAAAGUGACCAACCAGGCAACGAGGUCAUCGGGGUCGACAGUGCCGAGGUGAGAGCCAGUGUUAACUACCUGCACAUUAUCGACAAUCAGCAGACUCUUUUUGAGCUGUCACACAAACUGGAGCCGCGUGCUUAAACACACUGGACACACAAAAUUGAGUCCCGUCUGUGUGUGACACGACGAUACAAUGUCACACACUCGCACACACACACGCACACACACACACUGCAGCAAACUACCAACGUGGGGGUGCCAAGUGGACACUAAUAUGUUCUGACAAAGACACGGAGCAGCACUCCAUCUAUGACGGUGAACACGUGCUUUAUUAAGGAUUUACGAACGUCUCCCAGAAAAGAUUCCGCGCGGCGAGGCGGAGAUUUGCCAAACGGAGCCCGGCGGUAAAGGAGGGCUGUAAUUCAUUUGUACAGUAUCUAUUGGACUGGAUGUGUUUUUGUUCUUGUGAUGAGCUUUCGGUUAUUUAUGAACCUGUUCAGCAGGUGGAACGUUCCUUUCAUUUCUGUCAAAGAGUCUCGUUGGUCACCAAGGCCUUCGUCAUCAUUUCAGACACACACAAACUUCAUUUUUGCCCACGUAUGGCGAAGCAUCUGCCUCGUGCUGCAUAGACCUGCAGGAUACAUGCUGUCGUUGUGUAAAUGUGUGACGUGGAGCUUUUUUUUUUGUUUGCUUGUUUUUCUGUAGCAUAUUAUUUAAUACAAGCAGCAGCCAGUGCAACACUUUGUAAAAAAAAAAAAAAACAUUUCACAGAGUCCUGGUUGACUUUUAGCCAAACACUUCUCAUGCACUAUAUGAUAUUUUUUGUGAAUAGAUAUGAAUUAUUUGACAUAGUAAAAGAAAUAUGGACCUAUACAUUAUUCAGUGCCAAAUGUCACAUUGAGUCCUGCAGCACAGAUGUACUGUCUUUUCUAUCACACUUUUAUUUUAAUGAGUCCUGGAAUGGCGUGUGGAACUGACUCCCCCCACGCAGCGAUGCUCUCUGAUAUCAUGAUGACUGAUUUCCUCGCGCGGGUGUGAGGAGUUUUCCACUCAUUCUGGGUUGCUGCGGAAGUACAGAAAUAUUCCUUUACCUGACAAGUCAAACCACUGCGCCAUGAGAGGAAAAAAAGAAUCAUAAUCAUGAGGAAAUUUAAGCUGGCUGAAAAGAUCAUUGACGGGUGAUCGUGUGUGAACUGUCUGUGGAAACUAACACAGGGUGUGGACAUGAUAAAAGAAGCACAAGUGCAAAGACCUCUCCCUUUGAAUAUUCAUAAGUGUAAUUGUAAAAGUUAAGGACCCCUUCUGUAUCCAACCACUUUUCUGGUGACACACCACUCUUCAUUCAAACCCCUGAGUAAUCGGCUUCUCUCCCUCCCGUUUCUCACAAGUACAAGCAGCAGACCUCCGAUGUGUUUGUGUUAGUUUGUCCUCGCCCCGUAUUUGUCCAUGCAGUCACUCCAGUGGUGCAUUUCUGCCGAGUAGGAGGAGCCGUCCAACAGUGAGACUCCUAAAUGUUCCGUAUGUAGUGAUGCAUGUCUCGCAUUGUUUAGAUAGCUGUAAACGCAUGGGUUUAACGUGCAAUACCGAAGAUGUUUUGUUGCCACGGGUUUUUCCGUCGUCAUCAUCAUCAUCAUCAUCACCGUCAUUUCAACACAAAGCCUUACAGAACACAGAGCUGCUGCUUUCUCCUGCAGACCAUAAUGACUGGGAAGCUUUAGUGUAGAAUCUGUAACGGUCUCGGUGCCAAAAGCACAUUUGUUCUCAAGACAGAAUUUGAAGGUGAUGUCAAGGUGAAGAAAACCCUACAUAAAUUAUUUGAAUUGCGUGUUAUAAAGUACUGUAGUAAUUGUGUAUUAAAAACCUUUACCUGCUGUUUUCACUAGUCCUUCCUGCAAACGUGUGAUAACUCAAUGGGAAGGCAGUUAAAGUCAAACUCAAAGCCAUUAUGGUUAUUUCCAAAAUUUCUAAAAUUGCUGUCCAGGAAAUUUCGCUUGACCUUAAAUAUCCAAGUUUUGCAGUCGUAAAUGUCCACAAAUGGGACAUAACUAAGCUAUAAAAGGAUUAGAAUAUGUGGACUUAAACAAUAAAAACAGCAAACUGAAUUAUUAUUUGUUUUGUUUUAUUAGUGACAAGCAGUAGUCCAUUUGUGUUUUCUGGAAAGUCUAUAUAUAUAUUUUUUUUUGUUAUCCGUGCGUGAAACCCUGUUUUAUUCUUCUCUUUAAUGUUUAAAGAUGCUUUUGUGAAACCAGGUCAGUGAUUCUGUGACUGAGAACUGAAAAACCAGAGCCGUGGUCUGUCCAUAUUCAGUGUCAUUUAUAUGAUUAACCUGUACAUGACACACACACACACACACAAACACACACACACGUGUGUGCAGUCACUCCUCUGCUCAACUUUUCCAAAGAGCAGAGUUAUCGUGCUGUAUUAGUUAUUUAUUGUAAUACUGUUGUUUAUUUAUCUAUCUCAGAGUUGACUUAACGUCUUGGUUUUUGUUUUUGUGCCUGGGGCUGAACAACCAUGUAAAGGUGUUUUCUUUGUUGUUUUUUUUUUAUUGAAGCUGCACUGCUGGAAUGUACACGUACUUGUUUCUGUUUUGUGGCCACUAGAGGGCAGCAGGUGACACUUGAUUCUUCCCUCUGAUGUCACAUAUUAGCACCAUAGGAGGCUGUAGUUAAGUGUUUUAUCAGCCAUUGUCAUAACUGUGUGGAGAUGUUAUUUUUAAAUGACGAUUUGAACUUCUGCUUGCAUGUUUAUACAAACAACAAAAAAACAAAGUACACAACGCAAGACAGGACACACUGAAGGCUUUGUACGACUGUAAUAAUGUUGAUGUGUAAAUAUAUGCCUUAUGUUGGUAAUGUUGUUAUUAUUUAUCUAUUGUAAAUGAAAAAAAAAACAACACAAAAAAAACCUGUCAACCACAAAGCAAUACAUCUCCCCUCGUGUCCCCUCAACCUUCAGAUAGCUGAAGCUACACGUCUUUUCUAAAGCUGCGUUUUACUAUGUGAAACUUUUACUGCAAAAGAAUAAAUUGUAGGUUUUAUGUGACGUA
Molecule: messenger RNA, 5873 nt
Organism: Solea solea (common sole)
Lineage: Eukaryota; Metazoa; Chordata; Actinopteri; Pleuronectiformes; Soleidae
Gene: rapgef5a
Product: Rap guanine nucleotide exchange factor (GEF) 5a
Exons: 27
Coding region: 266-2962 (898 amino acids)
Biological process (GO): positive regulation of GTPase activity; Ras protein signal transduction
Cellular component (GO): plasma membrane
Molecular function (GO): guanyl-nucleotide exchange factor activity
Source: RefSeq, a predicted model, not a curated record